CAUAUUAGCUUAGAGACGAAUUAAAAUACACGUACGUAUUUUAUACGUAACUUUCCCGUACCAUAUUUUAUUAGCAAUGUUGUGAAGUAACAACAACAAUUACGGUAUGCAAUUUAACCUAAUAUUUUUUAGGGCGAUAUUUACUAAUUUUUAGAACCUGGAUGAAAACCCCCUAAAAAUACUCCUUGUACUCUAUUGUUAGGAUCAUUAAAGAAUAAACAAAACAUUUACCUUCAUCAAAAUCCUAAUCAUCUCGAUUUUGUUACUCCCCAUCCCCAAACUCUAAUUUUGCUCUAAUCUACCCAAAUUCUCCUCAAUUAAUAUUUUCUAAAUUUCUAACCUCGUUGCACGACCCAUUUUCUGCAACACACACUAUAUACUAUUGUAGAGAUAUACUAAGGUUUUUUCUUGGUGGGAAGAUAGAUUUUUAAUUAUCAGGCUGAUUAUAUACAACAGAAACCAUUAACAAUUCGUUGACGAUAUUUGCUUUAUUAGCGGGGUUUGGUAAUUGCAAAUGAUCAUGUGGGUUGCUUUUAGAGGCCGAAAUCGGAUCAUCAUCAUAGUCGUUUUGGAAGCGGACAAGAGAGCUUUACGAGCAAGAGGCAACAACGUAUGGGAUUUUGUCAGAACAUAGAGGUGGGGAGGCUUGGCCUUUUAAAGGAAAGACGUGAAUCAGGACACGAAAGGGAUCUCUCUCGCAUAUAUAUAUGAUCUCAUCUCCUUUGCAAACUUUGCUGGAAGUGCUUCCUACAACACCAUGGCCAACAAAAAGGGUACCUCGUUCUUUUUCACUGCUAGGGCAGAUGUCCCUUUGCCAUCAUCAUGUCAUUCGAUCGAUUUAUAUGAAACACGACGAUUUACGUACAUUGUUCUAGACCGUAAAAUAAUGUACUCGUUUGCCCUAUCCAGUAAUUAAGUUCUCCACUUAAAACUGUAACGAUGUCUCGCAUGAUCAUAUUAUUACAUAAUCAUCGUGAAGUAGUAUAUGUGUUUUAGUCUUUUUAUAAUCCAGAGCUGCAUGAGCAAUAGGUUUUACUUGUAAGUGGGUAACAUCUCUAUGACGAUGGGUUGAUUAAUUAGCUUGAUUUUUCUUUGUUUCUUUCCACCUCUACUCACUGUAGCUGAAUUCUAGCUUUUCCGGCGGCCAUGCUAAUCAUCAUUAGUUAAAAAAAGGAACUAAUAUCAAGCCCAAUUUCCCGGCGGCCAUCCUUUUUCUCCGGCGAGGAAAAAGGUGGAAGUUAGGAAGGAAGACGGCUACCAGUUAUUCUUGAGAAAUGAGAAUGAUAUCUGGUCUGGCUGGCUCAAAUUUAGUUGACAAUUUGACGUAAAGCACUAGACGCAUGAUUUAAUUUUCUCUUUUUUUUUUACUUUAAUUCACAUCCCAUACUGUAUGAUCCACCAGACCAGUACAUGUAAUAAUUAAUCAUCUAGCUAAGCUAAUCAUCACCACCCUUUUUACGACUCCACCCUCUGCUUCAUCAAAACAAGUAAAAAGAAGCAACUUCACUUCACCCCCAACAAAUUGUAAUUUUUAUUUUUUUUACCGUGUUACUGUGUGGAGGAUAAACUGUGUGAUGGGCGGUGCGGCGGCCGGCGGGCAGGCGGGUACUGUAUUAAUUUAACACCCCAUUUUCAGCCGAAUAAGGGCAAGGGGCGGGCAGGUGAAAAUCUGACACCACCCCCCCAAAAUUGGAUUUGGCCUUUGAAAAAAAAAAAGGAAUUCGGAUAAGCUUCAACUGCAUGCUUUCCGCAAUUGGUCAUUCAUUCCUUUUGGCAGCUGCUCAUGUAGUAAUAUGAAUUAAUUAAUUCAAGGCAGUAGUAAGAAUUAAAUGAAAGAAACCAGAUAUAGCUAGGGUUUUGGGGAUCUUGAACAUAGUGCCACGGCCACCUCUCCAAUGGCGCCAAUUAUGGCCUCUUUCUUAUAUCCAUUGAAUCCCAACGCAGAUUCCUACCUACCUAAGAGAAACCACAAGUUGGUCCUGCUCUGCAGCAGCAAACGUUUGGUUUUGGUGCUAAUUAGUGGUAAAUGAUGGCCAAUUUUAGAAUCACAAAAAAUAUCCACGUACCUACAGAAACCGCCUGGGUUUGAAAUGGUAGAACCAACGUAUCUUCCUCUUCCACCGACUAAUUAUUUGAUUCCACAUAUACCCAAGUUGUCACUGUAAAAAAAAAGCUGCUGGUAAACUAUCUGAGUAUUUGAUAUCCAAACUAGCCAGAAUAGGAAAGUGUCGGUUUUGUUAAGUGAAGCAAUUGGCAAAUGGGACUGCCCUGAUUAGUAUUCCCAGCAAUUUGACUAGCAAUCUGGAUUAUGGUUCUCCCUCUACCAACAAUCCCGUGUAAAAUGUAACAAAGACAUAUAUCAUUAACUCUUGAGCCUGAAGUCGGUGGUAUUAUCUUCUCAUCAAGUGGAUAAAUCACAUUAUUAUAUUAUUGAAAAAUGGGGUUUGAGAGGAGAUUAUCUUCUACAAACUAAAAUUUCCACCUCGUCAAUAUUGUUGAUGAUCGUCACUCUAUCUAACUUUACAUUGAUAGAUAUCAUUUUAUAGGUUCAUCGAUAUCAAUGGAAAGAUAAUUCCGAACAUGUCUACGAAAAUGCGCCGAGUUUUUUUCACAUUCUUGAUGAAUAUUCUCAGAUUAAAAGCCGGAUAUGAAGCAUUAAGUAAAAGGAUCCAACAAGCUGAAACGGAAAAACUGCUUUCAGUCACAGCAUUAAAUUCCCUGCUUCCCCUCCAUUUGACACAACAUACGACAUGCAAAAUUCUCCACAAAAGAGAAAAAAAAAAAAAAAAGGAAGAAGAAUGACCCAAAUUUCCAUUUUGCCACUACACGUUUCUCCUGUUCACUUGCCAAAUAAAUUGCCUCUCCUCUAUUUAUACACCCUUCUCUUCCAAUCCCCCCUCCCAAACCCUCAGAACUGAAAUAAUCCUCCCCCAAAAACAAAAACAAAGUCAGAAUCCCCAUUCUUCCUUACUUCAAAUUCCUCAAACAGUACUCCUAAAAUCAUCGUCACCAUGUCUCUCGAUACUGCCAGGACCGCCGUUGGCAUCAUAGGGAACGUUAUCUCACUCUGCUUGUUCCUCUCGCCGGUGCCAACAUUCGUCCAAAUAUGGAAGAAGAAGUCGGUGGAGCAGUUCAAACCCGACCCGUACCUGGCGACCCUGCUCAACUGCAUGGCCUGGGUGGUGUACGGCCUCCCCGUGGUCCACCCGAACAGCACCCUCGUCCUCACCAUCAACGGCGGCGGCACCGUGAUCCAGCUCGUCUACAUCGCCGUCUACCUCGCCUACUCCGACCGCAAGAGGCGCGUCAAGGUCCUCUCCCUCGUCCUCCUCGAGGUCGCCUUCGUCGUCCUCCUCCUCGUCCUCGUCGUCUCCCUCGUCCACGACCUCCACAAGCGCGCCGCCAUCGUCGGCGUCCUCUGCGUCGUCUUCUGCACCAUGAUCUACGUCGCCCCUCUCUCCGUCAUGAAAAUGGUGAUAAAGACGAGGAGCGUGGAGUACAUGCCGUUUUACCUGUCCCUGGCGUCAUUAGGGAACGGUGCUUGCUGGACUGCUUAUGCAUUAAUCCGGAUCGACUUGUUCAUCAUUAUUCCGAACGGGAUAGGUGUGUUGCUGGCGAUGGUGCAGCUGAUCCUGUACGGGGCGUUCUACAAAUCGACGCAGAGGCAGAUUGCGGAGAGGAAGGCCGGGGAGAAGGGUAGAGAGGUAAAUUUGGCGCAGGUGGUUGUGGACAGAGAAGAAGAUGGAGCUAGCAUUAGCAAGAACAAGGCAGGCAAUGGUGGUGGGGCUAUGUGAUGAAGCUGGCAGCUAGCUAGGUCUAGAGAUGGAUUAAUUAUGAGUUAAUGGAGUUUGGAGUGUUGUUUAUUAAUUACUGAACCGUAUCAUGGCAGAUAAGAACAUAAAAACGGCUCUGCUAGCUCUGGAAAGGAAACAGUUUUAAGUCCUCAAUUAAUGGAGCUAGCUAGCUAGCUGGCUGGGUGGGUGGCAGUACUAGUGGAUGGACCAGCUUCUGUUAAUUAUCUGUGUUUGUGUUAAUUGGAAUUUGUUUUGUUCAGAAUGGGAAGUUAAUUAUUGGGAAAGUGAAGGGAAGGAUUCAUUUCCAGUGGUCCAGAAUGGGGGUUUCUUUCUUUGGGUGGUUCAUUGUUUCUCUUUAGCUGCAGCAAUUCAAUUGUGUUUCUGAGACUGAGGAACACGUGGGAUUGAGGAUGUUGGUUGGGUUGAUGAGUUAAGGUAAUUAUUAUGGCUGUCAAAGGUUAUUCACUGUGCUGAUGUUCAUAAAGAAACUUCAUAUUGCAUUGACAUUCGAAGAAAAUUUUAGGUCCGUUCUUUUUCGGUAAACCUAGGCCCAUAUAAGCUUGACCGUAUGGGUCAGGGAGAUGAAUCGCGAAAAUACAACAUCGAUCGGAUCUUUCGUUGAAAAGGUCGCUCGAAACUUUUUGUUUGUUAAGCCCAUGACUCACUUCAUUGUUUAAGAAGACUCCUGUUUUUUUCACCAGUUGUGAAAAUGAACGAAUGAAUACUGU
Linum trigynum is the source of this 4522-nucleotide messenger RNA. The record is from the annotation of a GenBank genome assembly. NCBI's taxonomy places the organism in Eukaryota, Viridiplantae, Streptophyta, Magnoliopsida, Malpighiales, Linaceae.